Trichophyton rubrum CBS 118892 is the source of this 258-nucleotide messenger RNA. RefSeq lists its product as uncharacterized. The transcript has 3 exons. The record is from RefSeq and is a predicted model, not a curated record. Bases 1 to 258 code for a protein of 85 amino acids. Lineage: Eukaryota; Fungi; Ascomycota; Eurotiomycetes; Onygenales; Arthrodermataceae.
AUGGCUCAAGGUGCAAUCAAGAAGUCCAAGCCUCCGCCGGCUAAGAAGCCAACAACUCUAGGCCCAAAACGAGGCGCAAAGACCAUCGCACCUAAGAAAGCGAAACUCAUAAAACAACAGAAAAUGGUCAAGAAAUUAACGUCCGGUCUGACUGGGAAGACUGAGCGAUUGCUUGCUGAAAAGGCGGGACAUCUGGAGUUAUUAAAGGGAACAAGAAAAGAUAAGAAGGGAGACAACAAACAGGCCUCGAAAAAGUGA